AUGUAUUCAGCAGAAUAUUAUUAUAAUGAAACAGGUAUAGGUGGACUUAGUUUUUAUCAUUCAGUUCGAAAACUUCUUAAUCAAAAGUUUAAUGUUAAAAUAUUCGAUCGCGAGACUAGUCCUCAAGAUAUUGCAGCACCAAAAGAUUUGGCCGACCGAUUGAUGUCUGUUUAUGCAAAUGCAAUAAUGCAAAAAUCUCUUGGACGGAAUGGCGAUUCAUUUCUUUCAAUGGUGCGCUACAUACCAAUCGAUCAAUCCGAUGAACCAAAUUUGGCAAUAGAAUUAUUUUCAUUGGCUCCAUUCUCUCAUCCGAGCAAAAAGUACCCAUUUAGAACGUAUAAUCGUCCGCGACGUCGUCAACUUCGUGAUAUUGAUCCAUUAAUUGCUUUGUUAGAAGACGCUGCUCAUGCUAUGAAUCCAUUAUUAGGAUUAGGUGCAAAUAAUGCUAUACAAGAUGCCGACCUGUUGACUAAGGAAUUACUCAGUUGCGAAAAUGAAGAACUUAUUACGUGUAUUCAACGAUAUAACGAGAAAAUGCGAGUUCGAUCAUCUAAAGACGUUAUAGCAUCUCGUAACACGGUAUUAAGACAACGACGUCCAUUGGGGAAUUUUGAUUGGCUAGUAUUAAGUGGGUGCUAUCGUGGACCAGCUCAAAAAUAUAAUGGAGGGAAAUUACAUGGUCUAGGUCUAAAAUUAAAGUUAUGCGAAGAUAUUAAAAUACAUCAUGCAUCUGGACUUGCCUACUUUGCAUGUGGAGACGAACAGAGUCGCAAAACUAUACCAUGGCCACCUCCAUAUAAUAACAGUUUUCAUCUAAGGGGAACUUUUUAUGUAUACAACGUCAAGACAGACAAGUUAACAUUCCUUAUUCUCAAAAAUUUUUCUGAUAAAGAAGAUUUUUCGCUUCAUGGUUUUGGAAUAUAUGAAAGUCCUACGGAACCUGAUAAUCUUUAUUUCUUUAUUAUAAACCACAAACGCUCCGGAAGUGUGAUUGAGUUAUUCAGGCACAAAAUAAACACAUUUGAAUUAUAUUAUUUAAAAACAUUUAAACAUGGUUUAAUUUAUAAUCCUAAUAAUAUUGCUCCAGUGUCAAGAGAAGAAUUUUACGUAACAAAUGAUCUUUAUUGUCAGUCGUAUUGGAUGAUGCUAUUUGAAAUCCUGACACGUCGUAGAUGGAGCAAUGUUGUAUUUCACUCCUCAAAAACCAAUACUACAGAAAUAGUUGUUGAUGGAUUAACUUUUGCAAAUGGGAUCAAUGUAAAUUGGGAUUAUUCCCGCGUUUUUAUUGGAACUAUUGGUACGGGAGAACUUUUAAUAUAUGAAAGAAAUCCUGAUAAUAAAUUGAAGCUGUUAAAUGUGAUUGAUGUUGAACAUCCUAUUGAUAAUGUUAAUGUGGAUCCGGUGACAGGAGAAAUUUAUCUUGCAGUGGCACAUAAUCUUGCAGAAAUGGGCUUGUAUUUGAGUGGUUUGGUCAAAUCAAAAAAACCUUCAUUCGGUGUAAUUAAAAUUAGCAACAACACUGAAGAAGACAAGUUUGAUGGGAUCAAAUACGUAAAAGAGAAAAUAUUUGAGGAUGAUGGUGCUUUGUUUCAUACAGUUUCUGUGGUGGCUGGUGAUAGUAGUAGGAAAGUGAUGUUUUUGGGAUCACCCUUUGCUGAAGGGGUUGUUAGAUGCGAUUGGAUUAAGUGA
Messenger RNA from Cetraspora pellucida, 1689 nucleotides. The record is from the annotation of a GenBank genome assembly. NCBI's taxonomy places the organism in Eukaryota, Fungi, Glomeromycota, Glomeromycetes, Diversisporales, Gigasporaceae.